Fibroporia radiculosa is the source of this 867-nucleotide messenger RNA. RefSeq lists its product as uncharacterized. Gene Ontology annotation, molecular function: protein heterodimerization activity. Bases 1 to 867 code for a protein of 288 amino acids. NCBI's taxonomy places the organism in Eukaryota, Fungi, Basidiomycota, Agaricomycetes, Polyporales, Fibroporiaceae. The transcript is spliced from 4 exons. Gene Ontology annotation, biological process: transcription initiation at RNA polymerase II promoter. The record is from RefSeq and is a predicted model, not a curated record. Gene Ontology annotation, cellular component: transcription factor TFIID complex.
AUGUCCAAUAUGGCCUAUUACCCCCAUGCCAGCACGUACGGCGCAUUUCAGCCGCAAUACCCACCACAAUACCCGCCUCAGGCUCAGUAUUCUCCGCAAUACCAAGGUUCAGCCCCGGGCCUCCCACUGUAUCCUCCUGGACAUGGUCCAGUCAGGCAGUCCACGCCUCCUCCGGAACCUCACGCCGCCCCGGAACUAUCUGCUAUUACUCCUGAGUUAGCUUCUGUUGCACUGCGAAGAUUUUUGUCGCUGGAACUACAGUAUGCCGGAUAUGAUUCUGUGCAAUCUCCGGCAUUCAGGAGACUUGAGCUAGAAGUGGCGGCUUGUCCGCUUGCAUUUGAAGUUGUAGAAUGUGUAUAUGAACGAGCUCACGAGUAUGCAAAUCUCGCUAACAGGACGACUCCGAUUGCCACGGACCUGGUGUUGGCUUCGGAGGACUACGGGUUACAGACCAAAGACCUGCACAAGCUAGCAAGCAAAAACAAAGAUAGAGCACAAGAUGUGGCAGCUUUGACACUGUUUCCUUCGCCGUCUCGCUCACCCUCACCUGAUCUACUCCCCUCGGACGACGAAGAGACACCAGUCAUUCCACCGACUCUCAGGUCAUUGCCUUGGAGUGAACGACAUCUUCCGACUUUACCUCCGAAACAUACAUAUCUCAGGACACCGAUAUCUCCACCGAAGAAAGCAGCCUUACCAUCAUUGGAGAGAAAGCUGAAGACUGCUGGGCUAGUUCAAGAGUCUUUGAAGAAUCUUCUGUUGGCGACUGAGGAUAGUCCGGACCAAGAAGAUGGUGAGAUUCUGGGAGCCAUCGUGAACUGGGAAUCGACCAUCCACCCCCGAAAGCGGUGGAAAUUAAGUUCGUAA